UUGUGGUACAACUAAAUGGAAACUUCUUCCAAUAUGAACGAGGGAGCCAUGCUUGUUCUCUUCCGGGCAAGCCCUUUCUGACGGGAAGCAGGAAGAGCUCUGGUGCGGACUUCCCAGAUUCUUUCGAUCGACCGGCAUAUCAUCUCUCACCAUCGCAGAGGAAAUUUGGUUUUGGUCCUGAAAAUUUUGGUGCCGCCAGCCAGCAUCAUAUUUGCAAGAAGUUUUGUCCAAAUUUCUGGCAUCCUCUUGAGAAAGUUGACAUUCUAUCCAUCAAGAAGGAUUUGGCAAAGAGUGGUCCACUGAAUUCCUCAUUCUUCAAAUUAUUAGCGUAAAACAAUGGUUUCUAGUGGCAACGAGGAUAGCACAGAAGAAGUCCAUGAUGGAUUAGAAUCUGGAACAGCACCAAGACUCCCCAAGCUAAGGGAAUACCGCAUUAGGAUCCCAUCACUUGAUGCAGGACCACUGGAUGAGGGAACACGCAGCAGGAGGCUUCUGGACUUUCUGAAAGCUCGUCCCUCCGUCGAGUGGUUUAAGAAUCUCAAAUUCUACUCCCCCUUCGCAAUUUUCCGGCGAGCUGUAAAUAAAAGAGAAGAAAUCUCAAUUUCAAUUCCUUCUCCAGUUGGCAACCGACGCCGUUUCUAUAUCCACUUCAUCAGGAAGAUCAACUGGGCUUCUCUCAUUCAUAUCUGCAAGGAAUGGUUGAAGAAUCCACUGAAUGUUGCUCUUCUUCUCUGGUUUCUCUGUGUUGCUGUCUCUGGUUGCAUGCUGGGUUUGCUCCUGCUUGGGCUCUUGAACAAGGCCUUCCCUACAACAUCAUCUAGAAAUCAUUGGAUUGAGAUCAACAACCAAGUCCUUAACGCACUCUUCACACUCAUGAGUAUUUACCAGCAUCCGAAUCUCUUCCAUCACUUCUUUCUACUCUGCCGAUGGAGAUCAGAAGACAUCAUUGAGCUCAGAAAGAUAUACUGCAAGAAUGGAGCUUACCGGCCUAAAGAAUGGGCUCAUAUGAUGGUUGUUGUGGUCCUCCUCCAUAUCACUUGUUUUUCGCAGUACACCUUGUGCGGUCUCUACUGGGGAUACUCCAGAAAGCAGCGACCUGAGUUUGCCGAGAACUUCUUCUUUGCUUUGGGGAUUGCUGCACCAGUCUUUGCUGGUCUGUACACAAUUUACAGUCCUCUUGGGAGGGAAUACAAUUCUGAAUCCGAGUCUGAUGAAGAGUCCCAGGCUAAGGUUUCUGGUGCUGAUCCUAACCAAUCUAAUAAGGUUGGUCUUAGGCUAUACGAAAGGAGAAUAGUGAUAAGUCAACCAGAAUGGGUCGGCGGGCUGUUCGAUUGCGGCGACGACGUUACCGUCGGCUACCUCUCUUUCUUCUGCACCUUCUGUGUCUUUGGAUGGAACAUGGAAAGGCUUGGGUUUGGGAACAUGUAUACUCACAUCUUUACUUUCCUUCUGCUGUGUGUAGCUCCCUUCUGGAUUUUUAGCAUCUCUGCCCUCAACAUUCACGAUAUUGUAAUUGGCGAUACGGUGGGGAUUGCAGGGAUACUUCUAUGCGCGUUUGGUCUGAUCUAUGGUGGUUAUUGGAGAAUCCAGAUGAGGAAGAAAUUCAAAUUUCCAGGUAAUACCUUGUGCUGUGGCUCUGCUUCGAUGACUGAUUACAUGCAGUGGAUGUUCUGCUGGGCUUGUUCCCUGGCUCAGGAGGUGCGAACUGGGAACUUCUAUGAGAUCGAGGAUGACAGCCUCUACAGGAAGCUUUUGGAUGCUGAUGAAGAAAGCCGGUCUCAUGAUGGUGGAUCGAGCCCAGAGAUUGCAUCCGAUUGUAGCUCCCCUCUUCCAACCUCUUGUACAGCUGAGUCACCAACUUCUACUACGAGAAGAGGAGUGGAAUGUAGCAGUCCAGAUGAUCAGUCAUUUGGAAGAAGGCAAGAGAGCUCUUUGUUGACUCUUCAUGAUGUAAUGACUCCGCCUGUUCAGCCAUUGAUGGAGUCUCAAUACAGAGCUAGCGAUGAUGAUGCAACCACACCAUCACCGGCUUCACCAUCCAUAUUACGUACAGAAGAUAAAACACCGCCUCCAAUUUAAAAUGUGAAGUUUUAUGAGUUUGUAAAGAUUGUGCAACGUUUGUACCAAAAAAAAAAAAAGAUUGUGCAACGUUGCUUUACCAUAACUUGUUCAGCAGUGUGCACAGAGAACACUGCUCUUAUUCAUCAGAGCAAGUUGUUUCAAUUUUUAAUGAAAAUUCAUUCAUGAUAUCUUAAUGACAAAAAGGAUGGCUUGGUAUA
Molecule: messenger RNA, 2279 nt
Organism: Phoenix dactylifera (date palm)
Lineage: Eukaryota; Viridiplantae; Streptophyta; Magnoliopsida; Arecales; Arecaceae
Biological process (GO): sesquiterpene biosynthetic process
Molecular function (GO): cyclase activity
Source: RefSeq, a predicted model, not a curated record